Caenorhabditis sp. 36 PRJEB53466 is the source of this 4272-nucleotide messenger RNA. NCBI's taxonomy places the organism in Eukaryota, Metazoa, Nematoda, Chromadorea, Rhabditida, Rhabditidae. The record is from the annotation of a GenBank genome assembly.
AUGGGUGACAAAGGGAAACCAGCUGCACAUAUCGACUACUUACAGAUUCUGCAAGAGCAGUUUAAUGCUCUUCAGGUAAAUAAAAACACUUCUAAAUACGUUGAACCUCUCCAUUUUCAGUCAGAGCAUCUGGAGCUUCGUAGAAAGUACGAGUUGGAGUGUGCCACGUCAACGUCGGCCUCGAAUUCUCUGCCCGGUCGCCUUCUCACGCUCACCUCGUCGCUUCUCGAAAAAGAGCGAUUCAGCGACGUGUCAAUUGUGCACACGGGCUCCGCGCACCGAUUUGCGGCGCACAAAUAUGUGCUGGCCGCUCGGACCGACUAUUGGAAGGAUGUGCUCGACAAGGCCGAAGAAAUAGUGCUGGCGGCAGAGGUGGACGUCGAAGCGUUCGGAAUAGUGAUCCGAUGGAUGUACACGGACGAGAUCGACCUGAAAAUGAGCGACGGAGAACUGCUGAAAGUGUGCGAGGUGUCGUGUGCGUUCAAAUUGGACCAGCUGCAGACUGUGUAGGUUUUUUGGUUUAGAACUUUAAGAAAUUGCAAAAAACAUCAUUGUCAUGCAUUUUUAGCGAUUUUGUACUUGAAAAACCUGAUUUUGAGACCCUACAAUAGGACGGCCGAACAGGCGAUUUUAGGCGCUUGCGCCUAUUCGACCAGCCUACCUUACAAUACCGUUUUCACGUAAAUAUCCAUUUCCUUCCAAACAAAUUUUCCAGAUGCGUUUGUCAACUCUCGGGCCGUCUCAACGUCGAAAACUGCGUUCAAAUCUACGAAUUCGCAGAUAAACAGAACCUAAAACAGCUCUCGACGGCGUGUGGAUCCAUGAUUGCCGGCUCGUGGAGCCAACUAGGCCCCGCCCACUUUUCGAAUAUGACUGCUCCGCUCCUUUAUCGACUUAUCGAUGGGUUUGCUCUUCUUUUUCGUACAAACUAUCCUAGGAUAUAUUUUUUGCAGAAACACGGCACACGUGCUCCACUCGAUCGUUUCGAUCGGCCGCGAAGACGUGCUCUUUCUGUUCUUCAUGCAAAAUUCGCAGAAAAUCCCCGCAAUUCUCAACAAAGUCGAUGAAAACGGAGCGACGGCGCUGGAAAAAGCGCUUUGCUCGCAUCGUACGUGCAAAAAAUGGCGGUAAAUCUGACAAAAGCAUAUUCAGACGAAAAAGCGCUCUUAAUUGCCGAGCAACUCGUCGAAAAGGGCGCGGAUUUGAACGCCCGCGACGAUCGAGGCGAGACGACUCUGAUGAGGAUGUGCCGGGCGGAGAAUCUGGCCGCGUGCGACUUCUUACUCAAACACGGAGCUGACGGAAGAGCGUGCCAAACUCCCGGCGAUUAUAAUUUAGUGCACGUGGCGGCACGCAUCGAUUCGAGCCGAUUGGCGCAGUGGUUGAUGAGCAAUAAGGAGAAGUUGGAUCUGAAUAAAGUGGACGGCGAGGAGAGGUACGCGAGUGCGCUCUAUCGCACUUUUAGCGCAAAAUGCAAACAUUUUGGCAAAAAGAACCUCGAAGAGCGAAUUUCUGAACGAAAUUAAUUUGAAAGAACCUGAAAAUUGACAUUUUGAAUAACACAUUGCCCGAGAGCUCUGCUACUAUUCCUUUUUUCCAGAACGCCCCUGAUGCGAAGCGUCAUCCACAACAACCACGUCAUCUGCGAGGCGCUCAUCCGCUCGGGCGCCCACCUCGACACCGCCACCUCCGACGGCCACACCGCCCUCUCCACGUGUCUUCUCAUUUCCGACGCGCCCAACCGACGAAUCUCGGAGCUUUUGCUCAAAAACGGCGCGCACGUUGACCUGCGCAUCGUCGAUGACACGCCGUUCGUCAACGAACUCGUCUCGCGCAACGACGUCGUCGGCGUUGAAGCGCUUCUCGCCGCCGGCGUGGACGUGCAAGUGACGGACGCGAAGGGGAGAAGCCCGCUCCACGUGGCCGCUCUCGCGAAAGCACCCGAGAUUCUGAGCAAGAUUGUGGAGGCGCGGAGGGGAUUGCAGUGGAAUCGGGACGACGAUGACAAGACGCCGUUGGAUAUUUCCGUCGAGUUGAAGGAUCUGAAAAGCGCCAGAAUUGUUAUAAAAGGUUCGGAAAAGAUGAGUAGCCGUAGUAACCUUGAUUUUUAGGCGGUGCGGAUGUGAAUUCACGCGAUAAAAACGGAAUAAGUCUCUUGGCCAAAGCGAUUCUGGCGCAGGACGACGAAAUAGGCGUGUUUUUAAUCGAGCACGACGCGAAAGCCAAAAAUGACGAGUCAGUAUAAAUACAUCUUAUUUUUUAUUAGUUUCCAUUGUUCCAGUUUGCUCAACGGCAAAUCGUACAUCGAAUCGGCGUGCGAACGCGGACUCGUCAACACGGUCCGCGCGUUUAUCUCGAACGGAUGCAAACUGAACGCCCGCUGCUCCACCGGCUACACGCUCAUCCAUUCGGCGCUCGCUCAUCAGCAUUACGAUGUGGCGUCGCUACUCGUCAACUUUGGAUGUGACAUCGAAUCAAAAGUGGUCCUCUCGGCCACCUCUGAAGUUCUGCCUGAAAAUGCGUCAGUUUGGAGCACGAAACAAACUAUGCUCCAUCGGCUGAUCGACGACGGCGAUCAGCAGGGCGCCGUCUUUCUCAUCAACUCGGGAGCCGAUGUGAACGCGCGGAAAGAGUACAGUAGCCCGACGGAAGACGACAAGUUCACGCCCGCCCACAUGGCCGUCUCCUGGGCGCAGAACGAGGUGCUCCGCGCCCUGCGGGACAAAGGCGCCGAUCUGUGCGAAGUGGAUUCGGACGGACGAACGGCGGCGCACAUUGGAGUGCGCGAGCAGAAUGUGCAGGGCGUGGAAGUGCUGCUCGCCGCGCCGACCGUCGAAUUCAUUCCGAUGCGCGACCGAUUCGGACAGACUGUUCUGUCGCAGUCGAUGACUUUAAAAGAUCAUACGGUAGGUUUGCUAUUAUCAAUUAUCUUUUUUUUCCGAACCAGGCAAUUUGGAGAUUUGAAAAAAAACGUAAACUUUUCGGUCUAAAGUCAAUAUAUCUCCAGACCGGAUGAUCCGGUCAAGCUGAAACUUUGAAAUUAAACUCUCUAAACCCAAACCAAGAUUGAUAAUUGUGCAAAGUAAGGGUUUGAUUGGAAAAUGAAUAAAAUACUUAGCAAGUACCCAACAUUCCGUUGCAGAUCGCCGCGCUGAUCGUCGCGCGUCAACCGCACGCGGCCGUCCAAACGAACGGAAACGGCGAGAACCUUCUGCACCAGGCGAUCCGUCAGAACGACAUCGAAAGCGUGCUCUUCCUGUUGGCGGUCGCAAAAGCGGACGCGACGCGCCCGAUCACCGACGGCUCGCUCAAAAGUCCGCUUCAUCUUGCGGCCGUCGCCAAAGACGAAAUGAUUCUGCGCAAUCUGAUUCUCGUGAACGACGAUGUGAACGUGAAGUCGGCGGACGGAUGCACGCCGCUUCUCGAGGCGCUCAAAAAUCGGAAUGAUAAGCACGCGGCGAUUCUGAUGGAGAACGGCGCCGAGCCGAAUGUGCGCGACGAGUACGGGGAGAACGCGAUGCUGUGCGCCGUCCGCAGCGGAUCCGUCGAUUGUAUUCGGGCGGUGGCGGACAGUCCGAAAACGCACAGACACACGAGGAAUAAAAUGUGAGCCUGAAAACAGUCAAAUUUUCAAAUUCAAGCCCCCUUAUUUCCAGCGGCUACACAUCACUGCACAUCUGCGCGCUUCUCACCAUCGACAAACUGCCGAAAAGAGCCACGUCGACGGAGGUCGUCGAACUGGUGCUCGGCUACGAAGAGUUGUCGGGCGCGCUCAACGAGAAGCAGCUCGCCGCGUUCAUCGACGCGCGCGACGGCGACGGAAACACGGCGCUCAUGAUCGCCUACUCGCAGGGCAAUGCGGGCGUCUGCCGGGCACUGCUCCGACGAAGAGCAUGUAUGGGACAGCGAAAUCACGGAGACGUGAAUGUGUUCACCUACGAAACCGCCACGAAACAGCUUCUUUUGGGAUUGCUAGGUACGGGUGAAAACAGAAAACUCUAGAAUUUCCGAUUUCCCUGACUAAAAUUCACCUUCGCUAUUUCAGAAUCGUUGGAGGCGGAACCGCGCUGGUCGGACGGCGAUACCUGCGAUUGCGGAGCCCGCUUCUCGUUGACCUCCCGCAAGCACCACUGCCGACAUUGCGGUCGCCACGUGUGCUCCAAAUGCUCAGAAACGACGAUGCCGAUCGCAAAAUACGGAGAGGAGAAGCGAGUGCGAGUAUGCGACGUCUGUGCGCACGUAAUUUCAACCGGCACCGCGCCCCGACGCUAG